Molecule: messenger RNA, 963 nt
Organism: Pseudomassariella vexata
Lineage: Eukaryota; Fungi; Ascomycota; Sordariomycetes; Amphisphaeriales; Pseudomassariaceae
Product: Alpha/Beta hydrolase protein
Exons: 3
Coding region: 1-963 (320 amino acids)
Biological process (GO): proteolysis
Molecular function (GO): serine-type peptidase activity
Source: RefSeq, a predicted model, not a curated record
AUGAUGUCCGAAGCCCCUUUCAAAGCUAUAUACAAAGUGGUCGAUGGACUCGAAAUCGACACUGAUGUAUACCUCCCAAGCGGAAGCGGUGGCUCAACCGGCGUCCCCGUAGUCAUCAACAUCCACGGAGGGGUCUUCAUGCUUGGCUCCUCGUCCAUGGUCAACAAUGACCAAAUCAACGACUGCCUCUCGCGGGGCUGGAUAGUAGUGGUGCCCAAUCACCGCCUAUGUCCGCAAGUCAACUUGCUAGAGGGACCUAUGCAAGACAGUCGGGAUCUUCUGGCUUGGAUAUACGACGGCGGUUUGCAGCGCGUCAUUGGUGAACAGUCGAAGCCUCAUCAGGUGGAUCUCGACCACGUCUUCGCCUUCGGGACUUCGUCCGGUGGUCAUCUGGCCCUAAGCCUUGGCUUCGAUGUCCCCCGUCCCGUAGCGGCCAUCUACGACAUGUACGGCUGCUGCAACUUCGCCUCCCCCUUCUGGAGCUCCAAAAUCCCGGCCGUACUCGCAAAACUGCCCCCCAACCUCUCCCAGGACUUCAUCAACCAAGUUUACACCGAGAGUCCCAUCCCCACCCAUGACGGCGUAUCGCUUGAAGGCCAGGCGCCGGGUCCCCCAGAUUUCAGCCGGUUCAGGCCAGCUUUUGUAUUUACACAAAUCGGCAACGGCACAGUCAUGGACGCUAUUUUCCCAUCCAAGGACUGGGAUAAAGUCGACCCUAUAAGAAACAUCAGCCCCGAGUUCCCGCCGACGUUCAUCGUGCAUGGCAUGAGCGACACUAUGGUCCCUAUCGGUCUGAGCCGGGAUUUUUUGGCCGAGUUGAGGAAGCAUGGCGUUCUGUGUGGCAUGAGGGAGAUUCCGGGCGAGGAACACACGUUUGCGGCACGUAUGAAGGUCGGUUCGCAGACGUGGGAAAUGCAGAAGGAGGGAUUCGACUUUUUGCAGAAAGUACUGGAAGAUAAAUGA